Molecule: messenger RNA, 1558 nt
Organism: Bactrocera latifrons
Lineage: Eukaryota; Metazoa; Arthropoda; Insecta; Diptera; Tephritidae
Gene: Tango11
Product: transport and Golgi organization protein 11
Exons: 3
Coding region: 371-1198 (275 amino acids)
Source: RefSeq, a predicted model, not a curated record
AGUGCUGUCAGAUAAUUGCAUUUCGUAAGUUGAGAAAAUAUACACGCAAUUGCAAUAAAGAACAAAAACAGGAGUAGAGGAAAAUUUGGAAAAUUAUUGAAUCGUUUUCCUAAUAUUUUUUGUUCCAACAGAAUCGGAAAGUAAGCAAGAAAAAUUUACUUCCUGUCUGCCGUCUGUGCUGCUGUAAAAUUUGCUAACACCGCUGCAGAAAACAAUAUCCAACAUAGUCAUAAAUUGUGUACAGUGUCGACGACCCAUAUUGUGACAUAAUCUUGGGGGGGAAAAAACACCAACACAACUUUGAGUGUCARGCAGAAACUUUACCAAAGGAAAACCUGCCAAGAAAAGAAACGUUUACUCAUUAUUGAGAAUGGCUACACCACAAUCGCCAACCCGCAUGUUCAAUGGUUUGGAUGAAGAUAUUUAUAAAGAAGCUAAAUUUGCACAUGAAAUAAAUGACAAAAUGCGUGUUCCGAAGCGCAUUAAAGCAACAGGAGAAUUCUCUGACGAAGAUUUACUCUUAUCAAAUCAAAAUGGUUUAAUUAAUUCAUGGAAUUAUCACGAUAAAAUUGACAUGAACGUACCAGAUCGUAUAGUGGUAUUAGGUCAUAAUCAACAUCUCGAGACACGCUCUGCACCACGAGAAAUACAACUGGAAAACUCAAUUCUACCAAAAAAUCCAACGGAGAGCAUGAUGCGUGUACAGACACCACCUCGUGUUAUUACAUUGAAUGAACACCAUUUUCCGUCUGCUUCUGAGGAGUGUUCACCACAUCGAUAUGACGACGGAGCCGACUAUGAAGAUGGCGAUUACGAUGACGACGAUGAUACACGUCCUCCUCCUUAUGUACGCGCUAAUGGUAUAGGCCAUGCGCAAGUCGGAUUUCAUCCCACUGAYUCUAAUUCUGUGGAAUCUGACUCACAAUUGACCACGGGUGGUGCCAGCAAGCGUUCGCAACAAUUAGUAUACAAUAACCACGAUGCAUCAAUUGUCAGCCAUCGCGAAGGUACACCAAUGGGAGAGCUUACACCACAUGAAGAGAUCCUCUAUUUGCGUCGGCAAUUAGCCAAACUUAAUCGUCGCGUAUUGAACAUUGAAAUCAGUAAUGAACAGCGCCUGCAACGCGAAAAAAUCGUCUAUUGUUUAGGCUUAGCGUAUUUCGUUUUGAAGGCUGUCUUCUGGCUAAAUCGUAAUUGAAUUUUAUAUUACAUAAAUAGUCGCAUGCAUACAAGGAGCAUUAGUAAGCGCARAAAGAAACGACGUAUCUUAAUGGAAUUUUGUUAUUCGCCAAAAAUGUUUGGGGUUCGAGAAUUACGAAAAAAAUGUUAUUGGUUGGGGGCGGUAUUGUAAGUAGCGCUACUGCUAAUACCUAUAUUAUAACAAUGUUUUCUUUUUAUUUCGUCUUUAUUUUCGUAUUUGUAGCAAUCGAGAAAGUGUGUAUUUGAAUUUAAACUGAUAAACCCACGAACAUUUGAUGUUUUAGCAUAAAUUAUUUCAAUAUUAAUAUUGUUAAUAUGCGCUUAUAUCGAAGUAAAAUAAAAAUAUUUAAAUGCAAAG